AUGUUCUGGGCAAGAAUAUCUGAAGCAGACGCGAAGACCGCCAACAUCGCCGCGACGAGACUCGCCGCCCUGAACGCGGUGACGACCGCCAGCCCCCCCGUGAAGAGCCUCGCCGAGAUGGGCGACGUGCAGCUCGAGAACAUCUCGGACAGCUCGGCCACACGGGCUUCAGCAGCCAAUGCCACGCAGGUGCUCCCUCACGUGCUUCUGGUCGAGGCGACUGGCCAGGGGAGGCCGAACGCAGCCCUCCACAUCAUCGCCGGGCAGCUCAGCGAGGGCCAGAUCCGGGCGCUGCGGGACACCUUCACCGCAAUGGACGAGAACAACGAUGGGCUCCUGUCUGUGGCCGAGCUGCAGGAGGGCCUGCGCCGUGCGGGCCUGGGCGACGUGCAGGACAUGCCGCAGAUCAUGGAGGCGAUCGACGCCGACGCGGACGGCCAGAUCGCGUACACGGAGUUUCUGGCCGCGACGCUGCAGAGGAAGAUGUACUUGCAGGAGGACGUUUGCUGGACGGCCUUCGGUGUGUUCGACAUUGACGGGGACGGGCGUAUCUCGCCGGAAGAGCUGAGGCAGGUCCUCCGCAGCGGGAGCGUGGAUGAGAUGCUGGCGGCCCAAGACGGCGACGCCAUCGUUGAGGCCGUGGACAGGAACGGGGACGGCCUCAUCGACUUCGAGGAAUUCAUGGAGAUGAUGAGAGGGUCCUCGAGGAGCACGAGGUCGAUCUUCGUGCCCGCGGCGGCGCUGCAGGAGGAGUGA
Messenger RNA from Prorocentrum cordatum, 756 nucleotides. NCBI's taxonomy places the organism in Eukaryota, Dinophyceae, Prorocentrales, Prorocentraceae. The record is from the annotation of a GenBank genome assembly.